AACCUGUUGGCGUGGCCCACAAGGUUCAGCGGGGCUGCUAGAGGCUAGUUGCUAAGCAAGGGGAGCUUCGGUCAACUGCCACUUGGGUCACGGCGACAGGAAUCCCCAGAUUCGUCACUACCCCGAGGCCCCCGCUAUGCCUCACAUCGAUAACGACGUCAAACUGGCCUUCCAGGAUGUCCUGUUGAGGCCCAAACGCAGUACCCUUAAGUCUCGAAGUGAGGUGGAUCUCACAAGAUCCUUUUCAUUUCGGAACUCAAAGCAGAUGUACACCGGGAUCCCCAUUAUUGCCUCCAAUAUGGACACUGUGGGCACCUUUGAGAUGGCCAAGGUUCUCUGUAAGUUCUCCCUCUUCACUGCUGUCCAUAAACACUACAGCCUCAAGCAGUGGAAAGAGUUUGCUAGCCAGAAUCCUGACUGUCUUGAGCAUCUGGCUGCCAGCGCAGGCUCUUCUGACUUUGAGCAGCUGGAACAGAUCCUGGAAGCUAUUCCCCAGGUGAAAUAUAUAUGCCUGGACGUGGCAAAUGGCUACUCUGAACACUUUGUUGAAUUUGUAAAGAAUGUGCGGAAGCGCUUCCCUGAACACACCAUCAUGGCAGGGAAUGUGGUAACAGGCGAGAUGGUGGAAGAGCUGAUCCUCACUGGGGCCGACAUCAUUAAAGUGGGAAUCGGACCAGGCUCUGUGUGUACCACUCGGAAGAAAACUGGAGUGGGGUACCCACAGCUCAGUGCGGUGAUGGAGUGUGCAGAUGCUGCUCACGGCCUCAAAGGCCACAUCAUUUCAGAUGGAGGCUGUACCUGUCCUGGGGAUGUGGCCAAGGCUUUCGGGGCAGGGGCUGACUUCGUGAUGCUGGGUGGCAUGCUGGCUGGGCACAGCGAGUCAGGUGGUGAGCUCAUCGAGAGAGAUGGCAAGAAGUACAAGCUCUUCUACGGAAUGAGUUCUGAAACGGCCAUGAAGAAGUACGCCGGGACUGUGGCUGAGUACAGGGCGUCAGAGGGAAAGACGGUGCAGGUGCCCUUUAGAGGGGAUGUGAAAUAUACGGUGCAAGAUAUCCUUGGAGGCAUCCGCUCCACAUGUACCUACGUGGGAGCAGCUAAGCUGAAGGAGCUGAGCCGGAGAACUACCUUCAUCCGUGUCACCCAGCAGGGGAAUCCAGUCUUCAGUGACGAGGGCUAGACCUUGCAGUUCUGCCCUCCCAAGGCACCAGCACCUUACCACAGGGCUCCUGUGCGCUCUGUACCCAUCCCACCUACUAUGGCUAUUUAUUAUUACUUGGUCAUUUCCUAUUGUC
Molecule: messenger RNA, 1292 nt
Organism: Diceros bicornis minor
Lineage: Eukaryota; Metazoa; Chordata; Mammalia; Perissodactyla; Rhinocerotidae
Gene: GMPR2
Product: guanosine monophosphate reductase 2
Exons: 10
Coding region: 137-1177 (346 amino acids)
Biological process (GO): nucleotide metabolic process
Cellular component (GO): GMP reductase complex
Molecular function (GO): GMP reductase activity
Source: RefSeq, a predicted model, not a curated record